Messenger RNA from Cariama cristata (Red-legged seriema), 1370 nucleotides. RefSeq names its product A disintegrin and metalloproteinase with thrombospondin motifs 6-like. Gene Ontology annotation, molecular function: metalloendopeptidase activity. NCBI's taxonomy places the organism in Eukaryota, Metazoa, Chordata, Aves, Cariamiformes, Cariamidae. The record is from RefSeq and is a predicted model, not a curated record. Gene Ontology annotation, biological process: proteolysis. The annotation marks the transcript as partial. The transcript has 6 exons.
GGAAAAGAAAUGGAGCAAGUUCAGUAACUAUCCAGUCUAAUCUCUUACUGAUACCUUAAGGAAUCUUACAAAUACUUAUUUUGAAUUGAGAAAAUGACUACAGAUAUAGAAGAAAGCACAGGUUAUUGGAAAAGAAUACCUGUCAAAAAGUGGAACAUCCAAUAGCUAAUUUGGAAGUAGUAGAAAACAAAUAUACCUGUUAUGGUGCGAUUCUGGAGUGGAGUUAACUCUGUAGCACACAAGUAGCUCUCCAAGGAGAAAAAGAACCAACAGAGCUUUCUGUUUUUCUAAAUUAUGGAAAUUUUUUGGAAGACGUGGACAUGGAUUUUGAGCCUAGUCAUGGUUUCAUCGGAAUUUCACAGUGACAACAGGCUUUCGUAUAGUUCUCAAGAGGAAUUCCUGUCUUACCUUGAACACUACCAACUAACAAUCCCAGUAAGGGUUGACCAAAAUGGAGCCUUCCUCAGCUUUACUGUGAAAAAUGCUAAACCCUCAAGAAGGAGGAGGAGCACAGACCCUUAUGACCAAGAACUGGCAACAUCUAAAUUAUUUUUUAAACUUUCUGCCUAUGGCAAGCACUUUCAUUUAAACCUGACUCUCAACACAGAUUUGGUGUCCAGACAUUUUACAGUAGAAUACUGGGGGAAAGAUGGACCUCAAUGGAAGCAUGAUUUUUUAGACCACUGUCAUUACACAGGAUUUUUGCAAGACCAACACAGUACAACUAAAGUGGCCUUAAGCAACUGCAAUGGUCUGCAUGGAGUCAUUGCUACAGAAGAUGAAGAGUAUUUUAUUGAGCCUUUAAGGAAUAUAACGGAAGAUUCUAGUAAUUUUAAUUAUGAGAAUGGUCACCCUCAUGUUAUAUACAAAAAAUCUACUAUACACCAGCAGCAUCUCUAUGAUCACAGUCACUGUGGAGUCUCAGACCUCACAAGAAGCGGUAAACCUUGGUGGAUGAGUGAUGCAUCUGCUUUUGCAGCUUCACUUCCAGUCAAUGACACGUUAAAGAGUCACAGUCGACAGAAGAGAUCAGUAAGCCUUGAACGGUUUGUGGAAACGCUGGUAGUAGCUGACAAAAUGAUGGUGGGAUACCAUGGUCGCAAAGACAUUGAACACUACAUUUUGAGUGUAAUGAAUAUUGUUGCCAAACUUUAUCGUGAUUCCAGUCUAGGAAACGUUGUGAAUAUUAUAGUGACACGUUUAAUUGUCCUCACUGAAGAUCAGCCAAACUUGGAGAUAAACCACCAUGCAGACAAGUCCCUCGAUAGCUUCUGUAAGUGGCAGAAAUCCAUUCUCUCCCAACAAAGUGAUGGAAACACCAUUCCAGAAAAUGGGAUUGCCCACCAUGAUAAUGCGGUUCUUAUUACUAG